Zootoca vivipara (common lizard) is the source of this 3628-nucleotide messenger RNA. RefSeq names its product twist-related protein 2. Lineage: Eukaryota; Metazoa; Chordata; Lepidosauria; Squamata; Lacertidae. Gene Ontology annotation, biological process: regulation of transcription by RNA polymerase II; developmental process. The record is from RefSeq and is a predicted model, not a curated record. Gene Ontology annotation, molecular function: RNA polymerase II transcription regulatory region sequence-specific DNA binding; DNA-binding transcription factor activity, RNA polymerase II-specific; protein dimerization activity.
AGGGUGAACAAGCAGAUCCUUGAAGGUUGGAGCAACUCAGAAAGCCUCUGCCGCUCUGGAAGCUGUGGGGCUUUUUUUUGGAAGGGUCCCACCCUUAAGGUUGCCACAUUUGAACCUCCGGUCGCCUUGGCUUGGAUGCACCACGGCCUGCUAGAUCCAGGUCCUUGCCACGUCUUCUGAGAGGGAAGGGAAGAAGAUUCACAAAGGAUGAAAGAGGAAAGCAUGUGCCCAGAUUCACCAGAGGAUAGCCUGGUGACCAGCGAGGAGGAGAGUGAGAGGGUCCCCAAAAAAGGCCUGCGCAAGAGGACCCAACUGGGCAAGCCCUUGGCCUCGGCUCCCCUGCAGGAGUGCAGUGCCCCCUCGCCCCAGGGCAAGCGCAGCAAGCGCAGCCCCGUGCCACAGACCUUCGAGGACAUGCACACGCAGCGGGUGAUUGCCAAUGUGCGGGAGCGCCAGCGCACCCAGUCACUGAACGAUGCCUUCGCUGAACUGCGCAAAAUCAUCCCCACGCUGCCUUCCGACAAGCUCAGCAAGAUCCAGACACUCAAGCUGGCGGCGCGGUACAUCGACUUCCUCUACCAGGUUCUGCAGAGCGAUGAGCUCGACCACAAGAUCUCCAGCUGCAACUACCUGGCCCACGAGAGGCUCAGCUAUGCCUUCUCCGUCUGGAGGAUGGAAGGGGCCUGGUCCAUGUCAGCAUCCCACUGAGACCCACCGGAAGGUCCAUUCAGGAAGGUGGCCAGCAGGUAACAUGUUUCUGCCUCACCCAAGAGCAACAGAGGAAUUCCUCUCCAGAGAAACUCAGGGCAUAUGCUCUGUAUGAUUCUCCAUCACCAGCUCAAAAAGGAGACCAAACGUGAUCACCUUCCUCUUGGGGAGAAGAGAGCCCAGCUGAGAUCUAGGAUGGAGAAUCCAGACUUUCCACCAUUACUCUGGGGAGAACUGCAGACAUAAGUGAGGCAGCGACUCAAAGCAGACCCAGACUGCUUUUGCUUGUAACAAGCCGAUCUCAAAAUGUAUAUCUAGAACUCUUUCAAUGAGCUAAUUUAUUUUUGAAUUUGAAGGUUUUAAGAAUAAUUAUUUUAUUUUCAAUAGCUUUCUGCUUCCCAGGAGGUUUAACAGGAAUGUCUUCAAUCCUCUUGAGGUGAUCUCCUGUCACCCUCCUUCAACAAGGACUUCAGCUCUAAAAGCCUCACUCCCUCCACUCCCAAUGGGGUUAUGGUUAUAAACAUAUUCUGUACGUGCUCAGGAGCACUACACCUUUGGUGGUGCUAGUUUAUGGUUCAAGGCUAAAUCCUGCUCCUAAAAAGCAGGUUUUGCCCUGGCCUGGUGAGACCCAGCUUCCUCCAUUGAGGUCAGCUUGCCCCUUCUAAUGAUCCCACAAUGGCCCAUUCUGGCCCAAGUCUCACUGGGAUAAGCACACCUGGCUAUUGCCUAACACAGCUACUCACCACUGCUAAAUGGUCACCAUAUGGUGGUGGGAAAUGAGAGAAACCAAAUGCUUCUGGGGUGGGUGGGUAUGUAUCUAUAAGCACCACAGGCCUAGUAAGUGGUGCAAUGGUCAUUCCGUCUCCCCAGGGAACCCUGGGAACUGAGGGACUCAUAGAAUGUAGUUCUGUGAGAAUUCUGAGUAACCUCACCAAACUACAAUUCCCAGGAACCGUGGGACUGGGUGAGCCAUUAAUCUUAAAGCAGCCUAUAAAACAAACCCACAUUUAUACUUGAGACAUACUCAUUUUUUUUCUGAACGCAGUGGAUUGCAAAGGAUGCAAGGCCAUCAUUGAGAGACUGCAACUCAGUGGUGGAGCACAUGAUGUGAAUUGCCCUGACAUCUUAUGAUGAAGGGUGGUAUAUAAGUCCUGAUGAUGAUGAUGAUGAUGAUGAUGAUGAUGAUAAUGCUUUGCAGUGUCCCAGAGAGGGCUGGCCCACCUAGGAGGCAAGUUGAGGUGAUUGCCUCAGAAGGCAGGAUACACAGGGGUAGCAGAUCCGGCCUCCAAGGAAUGCCUUGCCUGCUGCCAUGUGACAGCGACAGAUGUGGCACACUCUUUCAAGGCCAGAUCUGCUGCCUCCUUGACAGUCCUCCCCAUGUUGCAUCUACAGUGGCCUCUGGGCAAAGAGGAGUUGCUGCUGGCCUCCUUGCCACCCUUGUUCCUGAUGUAGAUCUCCACUCACUCCUGACAAGGAGGUGGGCGGCAUUUUGUGGUACGCCUCAGGUGCCAAAACGUCUUAGGCCAGCUCUGGUCAAAGACUCAAUCUCUGGCAUCUCCAGGUAGAAGGAUCAGGAACCUGAUGGUGGGGGGAGGAACCCCUCUCCACCAAGAUCCUGCAGAGUUGAUAGUCCUUGUAAAAUGGCUUGACUGAUCCAAGGCAGCUUUCUGCAUUCUCUAACUUUGCCAGGUGACUGUGCUAAUAUCCCAUCAUCCCCCUUGUUGGGGGGCUUAAGGCUGGAAAAUGACAUUUCCUCACUAAAUGUAACUGACACAUUCUUUGAGUUGCUUUAUAGAGGGCGGGGACCCAGGUGGCGCUGUGGUUAAACCACUGAGCCUAGGGCUUGCUGAUCAGAAAGUCGGCGGUUCGAAUCCCUGUGACGGGGUGAGCUCCCGUUGCUUGGUCCCAGCUCCUGCCAACCUAGCAGUUCGAAAGCAUGUCAAAAUGCAAGUAGAUAAAUAGGAACCGCUACAGCGGGAAGGUAAACGGCGUUUCCAUGUGCUGCUCUUGUUUGCCAGAAGCGGCUUUGUCAUGCUGGCCACAUGACCUGGAAGCUGUACGCUGGCUCCCUCGGCCAAUAAUGCGAUAUGAGCGCGCAACCCCAGAGUCGGUCACGACUGGACCUAAUGGUCAGGGGUCCCUUUACCUUUACCUUUAUAGAGGGCAGAAUAACUGCCGAGCCCUUGCUUGUAAGCUACCUACUGAAUUAUGGUACAUAAACUGGGGGGUUGCAAAAGGCAUGAGGCCAGAGAGGUAACCACUGGAGCAUAUACCAUAGAAAGCAGGGGUGGGGAACAGCCCUGGCUACUGACCAUGCUUACUGGAGCUGGUGGGAGUUGUAGUUCAGCAACCUCUGGAGGGCCAAAGGUUCUCCACUCCUGAUUUAGAGAGGUGUGGGAAGCAGACAGACAGUUCCCAUUCCCAGAUAGGAGGAGAAGGGAAGGGGGUCACCUGCUCUGUGCCUUUAGAAGUACGUAGCUUGAUUAUCUGCAAAAACCAGAAUGGGAAGCUUUUCACUGCCAGCUGGAUCGUUCCUGGCUCAAGCCUGCAGAUCCAACUGCUAUACAGGCACCGCUGAAGAGGGUGUUAAAACAGCUGGCAACCCUAGCCUCCUGUUUCAAAGAACACAAAGCACCUGUAUCUUUGAACAGUCCCCUGAUUCUACAAGACAAAUGACUAUUGUUAUGGGCAUAAAUCCCUUUGCAAAUGGCAGGAAUGAAGUACUUUGUAAUUAUUCUGCUCUGAUAAUGCUAUAGAGGUAUAAACAUACAUAUGGAGAAACGGAGACUUUUUUUUAAAAAAAGUUGUUUUGCAAUUGUUUAAUUCCCCCCCCCCCCAAAAAAAUAAUAAUUCAGGGCUUUUGGAUCUUGCUAAAUCUCAAGCACUUCAAAACACAAUAAAAGCUAUGAUGGUGUCCUUG